GUUCUAAUCACGAAGAACAGUUCUGUCAAGUAUUUCCCACACCUACUGCAAGAUAUAAAAGUUGAAGGCCUCUGGAGUUUUCCUGCAUUCUUACUUUCUGCAGCCUCUUGCUUUUAAUCUGAAGGAAAAAUGAACGGAUUUGCUGCAAUUCUCAUUUUGCUGGGAGUCUUUUGGACUCAAACUUCUGCAUUGCAAACUUUUGUCCUGCACGAACCUGACAAUGAUUAUGUCACUGCAACUAUGACUAUCAGCAAUGAGAAGAACGUUGCUGACGUCCAUGUCCGUUCUGGCAUGUACUCCUCUGACACUAUUUUUGACUACAGUCAUGGAUAUGUUGCAACAAGGCUGUUUUCACGAAAUGCUUGCUUUAUUUUGAAAAUAUCUGAGGCUUCCAUCCCAGAGCUGCAAGAAAUUGGACGCCUGGCUUUUGAGAAAAAGACUAUGAAGAAAGUGUAUUCUCCACGAAACGUGUGGGUACAGUUUCAAUCCAGCAAUUCCCUGUUUGCAAAUAUCAAGGAUUGGUUUCUCUAUGGUAAACCCAUUGAACAACUCUGCAAGGGUCUGCCUCUCUACAAGCUUGUGAAGACUGAACAACCACUACUGAAUUCUCAUAGCUGUGCCAGCGCAGGAAUUCCAACCAUUCUGGGCAUUAAUAUCUGUGAAAAACUCCAAAAAUCCUAAUUUUUACGGUUCUGCUUUAUGGAAAUGUCUCAUUUCUCUGUGUGCUUUUGUGAUAGAAAACAUUCUUAAACUGGAAAAAAACAUACUCAUCUUACCUGUCCUAAGCUUUGAAGACAAAAAAUGUAUGCUCUACAAAUAAAGAUAAUGUAGUAAUUCAAA
This is a messenger RNA of Cygnus olor (mute swan), 840 nucleotides long. It is a transcript of the gene GKN2, whose product is annotated as gastrokine 2. Bases 130 to 681 code for a protein of 183 amino acids. The record is from RefSeq and is a predicted model, not a curated record. Gene Ontology annotation, biological process: regulation of cell population proliferation. NCBI's taxonomy places the organism in Eukaryota, Metazoa, Chordata, Aves, Anseriformes, Anatidae. The transcript is spliced from 6 exons.